UUCAGUCCUUUGUGAUUCGCAACAUACAUAACAAAAUAAACAAAACAAACUUUCAUCAGAGGCCGUCCGGCGAAAGUGCUCGCGAUCCCUCGCAAUAAGUUUUCGGUUCGUGUUCGAUGAUCCAACUUAAAGGAUGGGCGGAAGGUACAAGUAAGUGGAUUCAGGACAUUUCGGAGAAGCUUGUACGACUCGAUGUGGCUGCAACCGCGAAAUGAGGAACUCAACUAACUCCAAUUGCUGCUAAAAGACGACGGAGCAAACUCAAUCUUCGGGGUUCCUGAUGGUUCGCCAGUCCAGCAACUCCAGCGGCACCGGUAUUGGAAAAUGUGAUAGUGAAAAACGUCUACGGAGGCGUUUUUUUCAUUGGAAAAAUGUGGAAAAACUCUGCAGGUGAGCGGUGAUAUCACAUUUAAGAGGAAAAAAGCUGCGUUCCCUGAUAGCCAGCCACUGCAGAGAGGGUGGUAAACAUCUUGCGGUGCGACCAAUAUAUAUUUAGGAUGGAUGUCGUUCAAAAGCUAGCUUACUGUGGGCAGGAAUCAGGAGAUGCAGAUGCAGAUGCUUUUACUCCUAUCCUAUAUAAAAGCGUAUAUCAUCAUAGCUACAGCAUUGAAUACUGACAAACAAGAUAGUCCAUUAAUAUUCACCUUUGAGAAGCCAACAAGGUCUGGUCAUGCUAGAACCGUAGAAAGAUUGAUUGCUGGUCAUAUGUUCUCGAACUAUAAAGAUGUCAAAAGUACAGGAUUUGAUCUUAAAAAUAGUAAAAGGAGCCGGAUAACAAGCAGAGACAAACCCCUAAACAAUAACAGUAUCGAUAAUGAUGUGGUCCUGCUAACGGCAAGUGCUGGUGGCGGCGAUAAGAAGCAAGUUUCUUCCAAUAGUAGCAAAAAGGAUGAGAGCAAGAAGACAUUAUCUGAUCAAGUAGCUGAGGGCAAGUAUGGUUUGAUUCACACGGAACUGUUUCAAACUAAACCUGUAAGACCCGGGGUGUUGAGCUAUAAAUCGAACUCUGAAGUCCCGAAUGAUAACUCUAAAAACUAUGGCGGAUUGAAUGACAAAGAUAUAUGGAUAUCGGAAGCACAUCUUUUGGUGUUAAAAGGCGGCUCUGUGAAUGAAAACGAUAACAAGCCAGCGUGGAAAGCAAUUGACGAUUAUGAGGCUCCAACGAGACAGGUUAAAAUUCCACCCAAUCCGAAAGUCCCACCUCCAUUCCCAGUUCAGCUAACAGACAACGGACCGCUUCAAUUCAUUGGAAACAAUCAACUGUCGGUUUACAAUCCAUUUACUAAUCAAUCAGUAUUCCUAUUUUCGAGUGAUAGAAUUCCAGAUAUCCAAUCUGUUGAUUUAAAUCCGAAAAAUAAUUCUGGCAAUGGAUACCAGUACCCACCACCUGUUUCCUUACCAAUCAAUGCACCAAAUCAGACGUUUUCAAAUCCUUUUCUCAAUUUACCUCCACUUCCCCCUCUUGAACCAGGAUCAGGAUCUUUUGACGAACAAAACAAUACAGAUAUUGACAACGACGAUCCAUCACUUUUCUAUCCACCUCCUUACAGUUUCGAGUAUAAAAGUAACUAUACAAAUGUUGUGGCUCCCGGCCCUUUGGUACCGGGUAUUGUUCUUCCGCCUCCACCUAAUUUCUUUAGCCUAUUAGAACCAGAAACUAAACCUAUUAAAACUCCAUUAGAUGUCUUGUACAGAAUCAACGAUAUGAAGUUACGAGAAAGACUAAAAAUUAACACAACCACGAUUAGAACAAAUAACAAUAUUAUGAUGAAGAAUACCACGCAAGUCUCCACAAUUAAACCUUCCGUAAAACAGCCUCUCAAAAUCGAAACACCCAAUUAUUACAUCGAAAUUGAAAAGGCCCAGGUGCAAGGUUUAAGCCCGCCAAAACCGAACGAUACCACAAUAUUGAAAACAGUUAACGCCCCAGUAAAGAAACAGCCAACAGUUGUUUCCGCUAUUCAACCAACUAAAAAACCUCUUAAAAACAAAACGAAUGCUCCUCCAAGAACUCAGUUGCACAAAAUUAUUGAUACUACAGUUCCACCUCUCAUAACGUUUAAUCAACAAAACUUGAACCACGGAAAUCCUAUCUACUUUGAAUACUUUGAUGCACGAACACCAGUAGUGAAUUCUUACGAUAACAUUGUUCUGACUACUUCAGCCCCUACUCUAACAACCACCUCUGUUAACCUGCUUAACAAUCACUACAGAACUAGUACCUUUAAACCACCUUUCCUAGAAAAUUCUGGAAACAAGAAACCGUCGAAAACUUAUCUACCAAGUAAGAAUAAAGAUUUCUUGUACACUCCACAAGAUAUAGAAAAUUUGCGCCUGCAAACAAUGCGGGAAUUUAGUAGAGAAAUUGAAACAAUUCGACAAACAUUAAGGUUGUAUAAAAACUCUGUUCCUCUGAUAAGUAAUUAUCGAACACCCAAAAGAAGACCGAUACACAUCGAAUUUGACCGACAGCCCUUGGUACCGAGAGUUCCCACUUACACGACCACCGUUGCGGCACAUGUCCCACCACACGUUCCUUACAAUGCGCCCCAGAUUCUACCAGAAGUAGCCAUGAGAACAACCACGGCAAGCAUAAGCGAUUUUCAACGAGGAGUCAACUCAUAUGCUGUCUCUAAUAGUCAAUUUUCGAAUAGCAAUCCUCAGAUAUACGAUAAGCACGCCGCAUACAGUGUAAAUAAUUAUAGAGAUGAUACUGUAAACGUAGGAAUUACUAGCUUGAAACCUCAAUUAGACUAUCCAUCUUUUACAACCGUUAGACCAAUUUACUAUAAUCAUCCGUCUUCUUGGUAUGCCAUCGAGAACUUUGGUGCACAUCAAAUACCGAAACCGCUUAUCUACAACAACGGCGCGAGUGGAUACAAUCAGAGAGUUUACUUACCAGACAAGUUAAACUACCAACCAAAUGUACCAGCAAACUCCAUGAAGACAAAACAACAAACAAGUCAACAGUAUGAAAUGAAAAAUCAAAUGCAGCAUCCAAACGGAGCGAAGCAGCAACUGCAACAAAAUGUUAACGAACCUUAUCUGGAGAAAGAUAUUUUAAUUAACUAUAAGAAUCCGUUACCUGUUAUUGACCCAGAUAGCGAAUAUUUGCCAUACAAUGGGAAAAAAUCACAUCAAGUUAUUCAAUACCAAUUGCCCAGGAACAAAGCUCGGGUUUAUUUCAUAGCCCCGCAAAAUACGAAAGGUAUUUGAAAAAAAAACAUAUAGGAAACUGACGAAUUAGGUCUCAUCAGAAGAUUUUUAUCGAAUGCAAUAUUUUUUUAAAUGAAAUUAUAAUAUCUUUUGACAGUUUAUUUUUUCCAAAA
This is a messenger RNA of Uranotaenia lowii, 3329 nucleotides long. RefSeq lists its product as uncharacterized. The transcript has 4 exons. Bases 544 to 3216 code for a protein of 890 amino acids. Lineage: Eukaryota; Metazoa; Arthropoda; Insecta; Diptera; Culicidae. The record is from RefSeq and is a predicted model, not a curated record.